Chiloscyllium plagiosum (whitespotted bambooshark) is the source of this 3512-nucleotide messenger RNA. RefSeq names its product scaffold attachment factor B (gene safb). Gene Ontology annotation, cellular component: nucleus. Gene Ontology annotation, biological process: regulation of mRNA processing; regulation of transcription by RNA polymerase II. The record is from RefSeq and is a predicted model, not a curated record. Lineage: Eukaryota; Metazoa; Chordata; Chondrichthyes; Orectolobiformes; Hemiscylliidae. Gene Ontology annotation, molecular function: RNA binding; sequence-specific DNA binding.
GCCAUUUUGUCCAGUUGCUGUGUGGCGGUCGGAUCGUGUGGUUAUGGCGGCGGAGAGCGCGGCAGUGGCGCAGGCGGCGGUUGCCGCCGACGAGGAGCUGCGCAAGAUCACCGACCUGCGGGUGGUGGAUCUGAAAGCCGAGCUCAAGAAGAGAAAUCUCGACACGAGCGGCAACAAGAGCGUGCUGGUGGAUCGACUCCGGAAGGCAAUAGAAGAUGAAGGUGGGAAUCCUGAUGAAAUUCCAAUUGCAGCUGAUACUCCAGGACGGAAAGUACCAAAGCGAACAGGAAAAGGUCGAAGAGCAGAGGAUGAUGGAACCGAUGAUGGUCUGGAGGAAGAUUCUGGAGAUGGACAGGAGGAUAUUGAAGCCAGUGUUGACCAGUUACAGGACAUUUCAGCAUUAGAUGUUAAUUUUGGGCCUGAGACUGACAUCGAAGGUGCAAUGGCAGGGUGCGCUGAUGAAAAUGAGAUUGAACAAAUCACAGCAUCUUUAACCGAAAAUAUUGAACACGUAGGACUACCUGUAGAUAUCACUAUGCAGCUGCCUUUGGAGAUGGGUGCAGAAGAACCACUGGAGUCACCUCUGAUUCUAAGCACGGAUCUACCAGCUGAAAUUGUGGAUGAACCAAAGGAGAUGAUGGACUCUGAGAUGCCUUGCAGUGCAGAAGAGGAGUCUCUGUCGAUUAAAGAAGAUACUGAAGAUUUACUUGAAGAAACAGAGAAGGAGAAUGUAGCCGAGAGUUCGGGGGAAGCUUGUAGUUCAGUCCCUAUCGAGGAGGAACUCCCUGAAGAGGCUCAGCUAUCUGCACAAGAAAUGAUCGACAUAGACUCCUACCAGAAAGAAGAAGAAGAUGACAACCUUUCAGUUACAGUACAAGCAGAAGAUGCACUGACACUAGAACUCGACAAUGACUUGCUUUUGGAUGCGCCCAAGAAAGAAUCAAAACCACUGGGGACUGACUCCGAGAAACCCUCUGAUCAAGCACCCUGUGGCAAUAAAAAUGAAACUCAAAUGAACGCGACAGUAAAUUUGAGCGAAACAGAAAGCGACCAACAGAAACAAGAGUUAGAAGUGGCAGGCAUUGAGAGUGCAGAGAAAGAACAGCCAGCAACUGAGGAAAGCAAAGAUGAAACCAUGAAAACAGAAGAUGAAGGUGAUUCUAAUGAAGCAGCUAAGAAAGAAACCUCGAUUAUAGAGGGCAGUGAUCAGAACAAGAGUUCUAUCAAGGAUGGAAAAGAUACUAAACCAGCUGCAAAGGAUGAGAAAGGCCGACCUGGUAAUGCUAGUAUUACAGAUACUGCAGGGAAGAACCUUUGGGUGAGUGGUCUGUCCUCUGCAACCAGAGCAACUGACUUGAAGAACCUCUUCAGUAAAUAUGGCAAGGUAGUGGGUGCAAAGGUAGUGACAAAUGCUCGUAGUCCUGGAGCACGUUGCUAUGGAUUUGUGACCAUGUCGACCAGUGAGGAGGCGACAAAAUGUAUUGGUAAUUUGCACAGAACAGAGCUUCAUGGACGAAUGAUCUCUGUGGAAAAGGCUAAAAAUGAGCCUUCAGGUAAAAAGCCAGAUAAGAAGGAGGACUCCAAAAAGGAUCAAAAGUCAGCUUCAAGUCGAGAACUCAGUGGUGAUAGGCGCCAUUCUGCAGAGUUCAAAACUGACAAGUCUAUCAGUGGGAAAAAAGAUGAUAAAAGAGAGGAUUCUAAGAAAUUAGAUGAUAGGAAGAAAGAUUCAAAGGACGAAAAGAGAGAUGACAAAAAAGAUUCAAAGUGUGAAAGGAAGGCUGGAUCCUCACACACUGGUGGAAGCAGAUCAGGAAGUCGAGGUUCAGAGAGAAUAGUAGUUAUGGAUAAAUCUAAGGGAGAGCCAGUCAUCAGUGUGAAAACAAAAUCCAAAGAUGAAGUGACUGCGAAAAGUCAGGACAGCAAAUCGGAUAGCAAAGAAAAGGAUAAGAAAGACAUGCUCUCCUUCGAUAAGAUCAAAGAACAACGGGAACGUGAACGGCAAAGGCAGCGAGAGCGGGAGAUUCGUGAGAUAGAAAGGCGCAGAGAGCGAGAGAAAUGGGAGAGGGAGCGUAUGCGAGAGCGUGAAGAACGUGAGAUGCUCCAGCGGGAAAGGGAGCGGCUUGAAAUUGAAAGGAAGCGACUUGAGAGGGAGCGGCUAGAACGUGAAAGGCUAGAACGGGAGAGAAUCAGAAUAGAGCAGGAGAGGAGGCGAGAGCAGGAGAGAAUUAAUAGGGAGAAAGAAGAACUCCGACGUCAGCAGGAGCAAAUGCGUUAUGAGCAUGAGCGCCGUGGUGGUAUUAAAAGACCUUAUGAUGCUGAUAGACGGGAUGAUCAGUACUGGCCUGAUCAGAAACGUAUGGCCCUUGACAGUGACAGCAGGUACAGCAGUCAUGGAGCAGACUUUGGCCGUCCAGAUAGGUUCAAUGAUUUUGAUCACAGGGAUAGAGGUCGGGGAUUUCCGGAUAUGCAGGUGGACAGGCGAAUGGAUCGGUUUGACCGCAGAGAUAGUGGUCCACCGCGUCGGGAUGAAGGUCCAUUUGGAGGAAGGUUUGAUAAAAGGCUUGAAGGAUUCCAUGACAGGCGAGGUGGUAGUCGGGGCCGUGAUAUGGUCAUGAAAUCUGGUAGAGACCACGAUAGACACCUUGAUCAUGGUUCCCAUCGCAACCACAGUCCUCGACGUGAAUCUCCACGAAGAGGGCCACCUCGUGGCAACUGGAAGCCUGAUCGGAUGCCGGACAGGCGUGAUUCUGGUUCUCGUGGCGGAGUCGGUGAUAGAGAUGGCCAGCAUUAUCCUGAUGGAAGGCAUGGAGGACCAGAACGCCACAACCGUGAUUCAGGAUCACAGCGUGAGGGUUGGGGCGGAUCUGCUGGUGGCUAUGGGCCAGACAUGAAACGUGUAGGAGAUAACAGAGGAGGAAUUAUGCCUCGCCAAUCAAGAGAUGGCAGAGAUUGGAGCAAUGACCAUGGACGGAAGAUGGAAGGUCAUCCAGAGCGUUCUUGGCAGGGUAACCUUGAAGGAGGAAUGAUGGGAAGAGAUCAUGAUCGUUGGCAAGGAGGGGAUAGGGGUGUACCUGCCCAGUCUGGACAAGGCCACAUAAUGCAACGAGGAGGAAUGCCUGGGCAAGGAGGAUUUGUGCAAGGUGGGAUCCAGCAGGGGGGUGGUCAACCUAUGAGUCGCACUGUCCAAAUGAUGGCAGGUGGUGGCAUGCAAGGACCAGGCAGCUUUGGUGACCAAGACAGAGUGCAGAGAAUGUCCAGUGAUCCUCGCUUCCAGCAUCGCUACUAGCUCUUAUUUCUAUUAAUUGAUUUUAAUGUAAAGGAAAUCUUUAAUAGUGGUGCGUAGUGCUAAUCACAGUACCAUGUUCUUGUGUAUUUUUGUUUACUGCCUCUGAAACCAGAAUUGUUUUGGAAUUAAUGAUCAUUUCAUGGUUACUUUAUUGUUAAAGUACUUGUAUUGAGCCUAGACUCUGAAAGAGUCACUUCAAUUUUCCAUAAAUAAAAGUGAAAAUAUA